Messenger RNA from Ziziphus jujuba (common jujube), 1270 nucleotides. Its product is annotated as annexin D2. The transcript has 5 exons. Gene Ontology annotation, molecular function: calcium-dependent phospholipid binding; calcium ion binding. Gene Ontology annotation, cellular component: cytosol; cytoplasm. The record is from RefSeq and is a predicted model, not a curated record. NCBI's taxonomy places the organism in Eukaryota, Viridiplantae, Streptophyta, Magnoliopsida, Rosales, Rhamnaceae. The coding region runs from base 98 to 1048 and encodes 316 amino acids.
CCAAGCUGUAUUCACUGCAUUUUACGUCAAACUGAGAGAGAGAGAGAGAGAGAGAGAGAGAAACAGAGAAACAGAAAGAAAGAUAAAAAGAGUGAUAAUGGCGACCCUUAAGGUACCAGCGGUGGUUCCUUCUCCUGCUGAGGAUGCUGAGCAACUCCGUUCAGCUUUUGAAGGAUGGGGUACAAAUGAGGGAUUAAUCAUAUCCAUAUUGUCUCACAGGAAUGCUGCUCAACGAAAGGCAAUACGAAAGGUUUAUGCAGAAACUUAUGGUGAAGAUCUUCUUAAAUCUCUGGACAAAGAACUUUCAAGCGAUUUUGAGCGAAUUGUGCUGCUGUGGACACUGGAUCCUCCUGAACGUGAUGCGUUUAUGGCUAAAGAAGCUACAAAGUUAUUCACUAAAAACACCUGGGUUCUUGCGGAAAUAGUCACUACCAGGUCAACAGCUCAGCUGUUUCUGGUGAGGCAGGCAUAUCAUGUUCGUUACAAGAAAUCCCUCGAAGAAGAUGUUGCCCAUCAUACUUCCGGAGACCUCCGCAAGCUUUUGGUUCCUCUUGUGAGCUCAUUGCGAUACGAGGGAGAUGAGGUGAACAAUUUGUUGGCAAAGUCAGAGGCUAAGAUACUCCGUGACAAAAUUGAAGAGAAAGCCUAUGCUGAUGAUGACUUCAUCAGAAUUGUCACUACCAGGAGCAAAGCGCAGCUCAAUGCAACACUCAACCACUACAACAAUUCAUAUGGAAAUUCUAUCAACAAGGAUUUGAAGGCUGAUCCAAAAGACGAAUACCUCAAGCUACUUAGAGCAGCAAUCAAGUGCUUGACGGUCCCUGAGAAACACUUUGAGAAGGUCCUGAGGCAGGCCAUCAACAAGUUCGGUACAGACGAGUGGGCUCUAAGUAGAGUUGUGGCCUCUAGGGCAGAGGUUGACUUGGAACGCAUCAAGGAGGAAUACCAUCGAAGAAACAGCAUUCCUUUGGCUCGUGCUGUUACCAAAGACACUUCUGGAGACUAUGAGAAAAUGCUCGUUGAGUUGAUUGGACAUGAAAAUGCUUGAGUGGCGUCAAUUUUAGUAGUUAUGAAGUUCUGAGUGCAGCUUGUGUACCUUUUCAUGUGUUAUUAUUUUCUUGGAUGUGUCUUGCUAUAUAUGAGUGUGUUUGUACCGUUAUUUAUUAUUAAUGUUUUUUUUUGGGAAUAAGUUAAAGUUUGUGGACAGGCUUAGAACAUUAUGUAUUAUUGUUGUUAUUUUUAUUUAAUAAUAUGAUGCUAUUUGUGGUUA